CCACAGAAUGACAGAAUCAGAUAAAAGGAAGAAAGGUUGUUGUCUCGUCUUUGCUCUACUCGAUCACUCACUCAAGCUAUCACUGUGUCAAUUCAGCUCAGUGGCAGAUAUGGAAUCAUCAGCUUUGUUAUACAAUCAGCUCAAGACAGCAGAGCCGUUUUUCUUAUUAGCGGGUCCGAAUGUGAUUGAAUCCGAGGAGCACAUUUUCCGGAUGGCCAAGCACAUAAAGACUAUUGCGACAAAAGUUGGAUUGCCACUGGUGUUCAAGUCAAGCUUUGACAAAGCUAACCGUACAUCCUCAAAAUCAUUCCGCGGCCCUGGCAUGGCUGAAGGGUUAAAGAUCCUUGAGAAGGUUAAAAUAGCUUAUGACCUCCCUAUAGUUACAGAUGUACACGAAUCUAUACAGUGCGAAGAAGUUGGCAAAGUUGCAGAUAUCAUUCAGAUUCCUGCAUUUUUAUGCCGUCAGACCGAUCUUCUAGUUGCAGCAGCCAAGACUGGAAAGAUUGUCAAUAUUAAGAAGGGUCAAUUCUGUGCACCUUCUGUCAUGGUAAAUUCUGCUGAGAAGAUUAGACUGGCAGGAAAUCCAAAUGUGAUGGUUUGUGAGAGGGGAACUAUGUUUGGUUAUAAUGAUUUAAUUGUUGAUCCGCGUAAUUUGGAGUGGAUCAGAGAAGCUAAUUGUCCUGUUGUUGCUGAUGUUACACAUGCAUUGCAACAGCCUGCUGGGAGAAAGUUGGAUGACGGAGGUGUUGCCAGUGGUGGUCUUCGUGAAUUGAUACCAUGUAUUGCAAGGACAGCAGUUGCUGUUGGGGUGGAUGGAAUUUUCAUGGAGGUACAUGAUGAUCCUUCUAAUGCGCCAGUUGAUGGUCCAACCCAAUGGCCGUUGCGCCAUUUGGAGGAACUACUGGUAGAGCUUAUUGCAAUUGCUAGGGUAAGCAAGGGGAAGCAACGCUUCAACAUUGAUCUCUCACCCUAUCGUGAUUAGAAGACUGAUGCUACUUCGAUGGUAAGAAGUCUGGUAAACGAUAUUAUGUAAUUGUUAGUUAUUCUUGGGUUGCCCAUUCUUGUCAAUAAAUGGUUUGUUAUAGCCAUGCUGCCCAAUCCUUUGAGGGAAGUUACAUUCUGCUAGCAACUCGAAGCAUGCAGACCGGGAUCAUAUAAAUGCAAGACCAAUUUGGGCUUUCCGCUCAUCUACUUAUCAUUGUAUUCUUGAAUUCGUCAGUAGAAUUAAUGGCUUCGGUCUAAAUUGUUUAUAUUGGUAUACUAUUUGUUUUUCAUUUCUCAUUGUAUACUCAGUGACCUUAUGAGAUCAAGACCUUGGGGUGCUGCCUCUGUAGAUUAUAGAAUUUGUUUUCUUCUGUAUUAA
Molecule: messenger RNA, 1363 nt
Organism: Rosa rugosa (rugosa rose)
Lineage: Eukaryota; Viridiplantae; Streptophyta; Magnoliopsida; Rosales; Rosaceae
Product: 2-dehydro-3-deoxyphosphooctonate aldolase 1
Exons: 14
Coding region: 8-982 (324 amino acids)
Biological process (GO): monosaccharide biosynthetic process
Cellular component (GO): cytoplasm; cytosol
Molecular function (GO): 3-deoxy-8-phosphooctulonate synthase activity
Source: RefSeq, a predicted model, not a curated record